CCCUGAACAGAAUGGAAGGGUAGAGAGAAAACACCAACACAUUCUUAAUGUGGCCAGAGCCUUAAAAUUUCAAUCUGGACUGCCUCUAGAGUAUUGGAGUGAGUGUGUUUUACAUGCUGUAUACUUAAUCAAUCGCACACCAACCCCAAUUCUACAAAACAGAUCACCAGUUGAAGUUCUUUUCCAGAAACCAGCUUCUUUGGCACAUUUGAGAGUGUUUGGUAGUUUGUGCUAUGCAUCUACCCUUGCUCAUGGGAGAACUAAAUUUGCCCCCAGAGCCAGACAGUGUGUUUUCUUGGGAUUUCCAGCAGGAAUCAAGGGUUAUAAGGUUAUGGAUAUCCAUACCAAACAGGUUUUUGUGUCAAGGGAUGUUAUUUUCUAUGAGAAAAUACUUCCUUUCCACUACCCUGAUGAAUCUGGUUCACCAGAUUCUACUACUUCUGUCUCUCCAUCUAUACCAGUUGCACCAUAACCUGCUCCUGGUUUACAUGUAUCCUCUCCUCAGUUUCAUCCAUCCAUGGAUGAAAGGGGGGAAGCUGAGUCUGAAGCUCUUGCUGAUGACCAGUCACCUGACAGUGUACCAAGUAUACCAACAAGUUCUCACAGCCAGCAUGAACACUAUGACUAUUUUGAUUCUGAUGAACAGGAGUUGGUACAACAAGCUGAUGUUGACUGUGAUAUUUUGGUAGAUCAAACAAUGGAGAACAGACCUCGAAGGAAGGCCACACUUCCAAGUAAGUACAAGGACUAUGAACUUGACCCAAACAUUACUUUUGGCACCUAUGGGAAAUCAAAUUCCUGUAGUAGACACCCUUUGUGCUUGAAUGUUGAUGGUUUGAGUCAUAAUGAUAGAUCCUUUGUACUGAAUAUUAUGAACCUAGUAGAGCCUAGGUCAUACUAUGAAGCAAUCAAAUCUGAUGUUUGGAAUAGGGCUGUAAACUCAGAGUUACAUGCCCUAGAGGAGAAUCAGACUUGGGAUGUUGUCCCAUUACCCCCAAAUGUUAAAGAGAUAGGGAACAAAUGGGUAUUUAAAUACAAAUUCAAGCCUGAUGGAUCAUUGGAAAGAGAAAAGGCCAGACUGGCAGCCAAGGGCUAUACACAAGUCUAUGGAAUAGACUUUCUGGACACAUACUCUCCAGUAGCUAAGAUAAACACAGUAAAAACCUUCCUAGCAGUUGCAAGUUUGAGGAAUUGGACUUUGGAACAGAUGGAUGUGUCAAAUGCAUUCUUACAUGGGGAAUUGGAUGAGGUGGUUUACAUGAAAAUCCCAUUAGGACUGAAAGUGAACUCAACAGGAAAUCAAAGGAUGACUUGCAGAUUGAAAAAGUCCCUAUAUGGCCUGAAACAAGCUUCCAGGCAAUGGUUUGCAAGGCUUACCAGUUUUCUACUGAAGUUGGGUUUCUCUCAGUCAAUGUCUGAUUACUCACUUUUUACCAAGUGGACGCAUGGAAGGAUAACAGUGAUACUGGUGUAUGUUGAUGACAUCUUAGUUGGAGGUGAUGCCCAGAAGGACAUAGAUCAAGUGAAGACAGCCUUAAGCAGAGAGUUCAAAUUGAAACUUCUAGGGCCAUUGAAAUAUUUUCUUGGACUAGAAGUGACCAGGGAUCAAAAUGGUUUGAAUGUGUGUCAAAGGAAAUAUUGUGUGGACUUAUUAAAGGAUACAGGUUAUUUGGAAGCAAAGGGAUGUAAGACUCCCAUUGAUACAAAGGUAAAGCUGAGUUCCAAGGGAACUUUGCUAAAGGAUGGUGAAGUUUAUAGAAGGCUGGUUGGUAGGCUUCAUUAUCUCACAAUUACAAGACCAGACAUUGUAUUUGCAGUACAACAACUCUGCCAAUACCAAAGGAAUCCUUGUGAGGAACAUAUGCAGGCUGCCUAUAGAGUCUUAAGGUACCUGAAGUCUUCACCAGAUCAGGGCAUUCAUUUCAGCAACACAGCAGAAGAGAAAAUAGUUGGUUUCAGUGAUUCACAUUGGGCAAGCUGCCCUGAUACCAAACGUUCCAUCACAGGAUAUUGCACAUUCCUUGGCUCUUCACUUCUUACAUGGAAGACCAAGAAACAAACGACAGUCUCAAGAUCUUCAUCUGAGGCUGAAUAUAGAGCCUUGGCACAUUUGGUUUGUGAAAUAGAGUGGUUGAAAAGACUGCUUGUUGAACUGACAGUGCAGGUACCACUUCCUAUCCUUGUAUAUUGUGACAACAGGUCAGCUAUUCACAUAGCAGAAAACCCUGUUUUCCAUGAAAGAACCAAGCACAUCGAGAUAGACAUCCAUGUUACAAGAGAUAGGAUUAAAGCUGGUUUAAUCAAGCUGCAGCAUGUUGGGACAGUGGAGCAGUUAGCAGACAUCUUUACUAAAGGUUUGGAUCGUUUCGGAAUGAGAGAAAUCAUGAGCAAGUUGGGGAUUACAGGUGCACCACCAACUUGAAGGGGGGUGACAAAGAAGAACAGCAGAGGAAAGCAAUCCUCACUGGAUUCGGAUUGAAGAGUAAUUGAAGACGGCGUCGUCACGAAGAAGAAAAGAAGUGUUGUGAAAUACGGUGUCGUAGAGAAGAAUGGAUGCUGAAGACUUUAAAUGAACGGCAGCGUUUUAGCUUUGUCUAGUUAGCCGUUAAUGUUACUGUUAGUUUAAAUCAAAGAACCAAUGAUGUAUGGACACGUGUUACAUUUCUGCUAAUUACAAAAGUGGCUAUAUAAGCCACAAAGAGCUCAGCUUACAACCGAGCUUCCCCUCCAAUUUUUCCAUACCCUACGUUUUUCACAGAUGGCGACGAUGUUAAGGACGACGGUGGUCUAUGUUGGCGAUGAUGAUAGCAUCGGCGACGAAGUACAGAUCGAGAUAAGGUUAGGUUACAUGUCGUUCUUUUGGGGUUUCAAAUUUAGCCUUUUUUUGUUCUAAUACAUGUUAUUUUGGAUUUUGGAUCGACGAGGGGAGAAGGAGAGACGAGACCGCCGCCGCCGUCGACCACAAAAACCCGACCCGAGAACCUCUAAUCAAACUAGAGAGGCUUCGAUCUAGGUAAGAUUCAGCUUGCAUGUUGAUUUUUUGGAUUUCUGUUUCAAAAAAGGAUUCUGAUUAGUUUUUUUUUUUGUUUGGGUUUUGAACGGAGGAGAAGAAAAGGGCCGCCAUCGGCGUCAACCAGUCCGAAGGACGACCAACGGUAGGCUCGGAUCUGUCUUUUGGUUUAUUAGAUUUAUUGAUUGUUCUUUUUGUGUCUGGGUAUUAAUAUUGUCCCCUUUUUUCGGUCGAGUGGAGGAAGGGGAAGGCUUUGGCGGCUGAGCUCCCCGACAGAAAGAGCUCCGCCAGUGAUGUUUUGACGACGGCGAUGGAAGGUGAGGGUUAUUAAUUUUUUAUUUUUGUUUUUCUUGGAUUACGGUAAGUACUGACUCUCAUAUUUUUGUUUCGGCAGGAUUUGAGAGGACAGAUUUGGGUAAGAAUCUCCUAAACUUGCUUAGUGUGAUUUGGGAAUAUGAGAAAAAAAAAAGGAUUAUUGUCGAGGGUUUUGUUUUGUCAUUGGUUUACUUAUCUGUAAUUUAGAAGAUAUGUUGUGUAUGUUUUUUUUUAUGUUUUUGGACUCAUAACUAUGCAGAUUAGUUUCAUAGAAAACCAAGUGGUUAAAAAAAGGCUAGCUACAUACUCAUCGCAACCACUACUUGUGAUGACUAAACUAUGAAUCAUUAAUAAUUUUGCUUGACUAUUGGCUAUGAAUCACUAAUGAUUUUGCCGUGGUUUUUAAAAUAUGAAAUUUACCGUGUUUGGGUGAUUUACGUUGGAUUUGAAAGUCGUUUUGCUUAUUUCAUGAACAUGAUGUAGAGCCUCAACUGGGUGCCAGGUCAUCAUAAACAUGAUGUAGAACCCCUUAGGGGGGCUAUAUAGCGACUAAGUCCCAAGAUGGGCUUGGUGACCCCCUAACGCGGUACCAAGCCGGUAGGGUGCAAUGUACUAACUUGAUAAGAUUGCAGAAUCUAAGUAUGGGGUACCAAGCCGGCAGGACUGGUUUGGUAGCAAGGGUAUCAAGUCGACAAGACCGGCUUGAUACCAAGAUGGCAAGUUGGUGCUAUGACAGUCUCUCUAAGACUAAGUGUGGAGACUUGAGGGGUAAAGGGGCCAAGUUCUCAUCCUGUCUAGAUGGGUAAUAUGUCCUAGCUAUCAAGACAAUUCGGCGAGGUUUCUAGUAAGAUGAGGAGUGUGGAGUCGUCAGGGAUAUCAAGGAUGUGAUCAAGACUUCAUCAUGGAGGCUAAGGCGAAGAGGCUCAACACCAACCCAACCCGACAUUGGGACCAUUAAAUACCCACCAGCCCCAAGAUGGGACAAGGGCCCCCAAGGCGACGAUUACCAAUUAGUCACUAAGGAGGCGACAAGGGGCCCCGAGGUGGUUUGGAGCAAGUGGCCAGCUAACAGUUACCAAGGCAGUUACACAUAGUGGCUAUAAAUAGGAGAAACGAAGAAGAAGUAAUUUUGUUAGCACUAUUCCCCUUUUUUUACGUGUAACUUUAGCUCUGUAGAACAAGUUAGCUCAUUCUCAUUCUUUCCCUUCUUUGUACCUUCUCCAUUCUCCAUUCUUUCGCCAUAUAAAUCAAAUAAAGAUCCUUAUAAGUG
Messenger RNA from Linum trigynum, 4595 nucleotides. Lineage: Eukaryota; Viridiplantae; Streptophyta; Magnoliopsida; Malpighiales; Linaceae. The record is from the annotation of a GenBank genome assembly.